Messenger RNA from Xyrichtys novacula (pearly razorfish), 6906 nucleotides. The record is from the annotation of a GenBank genome assembly. NCBI's taxonomy places the organism in Eukaryota, Metazoa, Chordata, Actinopteri, Labriformes, Labridae.
AUGAAAAAAUCAUUAAAAGUUGCAGAGGAUAGAAAAGGUGAGUGGUCUUUGAUUCACUAAUAAAAGAAAGUAUAAGAGUAGGAAUUGACAUAAAAAAAUCCCAAACUCUCCAAAUAAUAAAACUAUCCCUUUACUUUCUUUUUCAUUCUGCAGACAUUGAGAGUGGGUAAGUCUGUUUUGCAAAACAGAAAUUUCCAUCAUUGUUUUAAAUUACAAUAUAGAGUUCUGAUCAUAUGUAUUAAAGUAACCCCUUACUAUGGAUAUGUUAUAUAUAUUUUAUUUUAUAGAGAUGAGAAGAAAACAGAAAAAGUACCCAGUGUGGGAUGCUUCCAGUUGGUAAAUAUCCUUUCUUGGCUUUGAUUCGUAAUGAAAUAAAAUCUUCCUCUAUUGAAGCAUCUUCACAAUCCUCUCAUUUCCUUUUUGCAGUUUCGUUUUGCCACUUGCAAAGAUGUGGUGAUGAUGGUAGUAGGAGGUUUGUGCGCCCUCAUCCACGGUGCAGCUUCACCUCUCAUGCUCCUGGUGUACGGCAUGAUGACGAACACGUUUGUGGCUUAUGAGCUGGAGGUUCAAGAACUGAAAGACCCAAACAAGACAUGCAUCAAUAAUACCAUCUACUGGAAGAAUGGCUCUGUAUAUGAAACACAUGAAAACAGAACGGUGGAUUGUGGGUAGGUCUUUUAUUUGGAAUCAGUGAGAAUGAUCAAAACAGAGAAAAGUUUCUCACUUUAUUCUCUCUGCAGGGUGGAUAUUGAAGCACAGAUGACCAUGUUUGCAUAUUACUAUAUUGGAAUAGGACUAGGAGUCCUGGUUGUUAGUUAUUUUCAGGUAAGUAUUCAGAUUUAAUUUCAAAUCCUUCUGCAUGUUAACUAAAACAAAUGACUCUUAACUGUUUUUGACACUGUAGAUCGCCCUUUGGGUGUCAGCAGCUGCUCGACAAAUUCACAGAAUAAGAAAGACUUACUUUAGAAAAGUCAUGCGGAUGGAGAUCGGGUGGUUUGACUGUAACUCUGUUGGUGAACUGAACACGAGGAUAUCAGAGUGAGUGGAGCCUCUUUAUCUGCACAUCAGGCUGUUAUUAGUGUUAUCAGCGCCUGAGUGUUUCUACUCCUCUACAGUGACAUCAACAAGAUCAACAACGCUAUCGCUGACCAAGUGUCCAUCUUCAUCGAGAGGAUUUCCACGUUUGUGUUUGGCUUCAUGGUUGGGUUCAUCGGCGGCUGGAAGCUGACUCUGGUGGUCAUCGCUGUGAGCCCUCUGAUUGGUAUAGCUGCUGGGCUGAUGGCCAUGGUGAGCUGCUUAAUGUUGUCAAACUGAGAUUUUCAACUGCUACUUAAACCUCCUGAGGACAUGGUCAUUUAACACUUAUAGUAUGAAAUCAAAACUUAGUACAGAAGGUGGAAAAAUGAUUAUUUAUAUGCAGUUAUUUUUUAUACCUGAGUGCAGUAGGUAUGGAUUUAACAAGCGCUCCAUGCUGAAGAUUUAUUGUGAGUGGCAUACUAGACAAAUAAAGUUAAAAAAAGAUGAUGUUUUUGAUCAGAAAGCUGUAUUUUUUAAGUUUGCCAUCUCUGCUGCAGGACUGAAGGACUGCAUAGUUCUCCUCUGUCCAAAUCUGUCCUUAAAUGGGUGUUUUUUAGGCUGUGGCCAGGCUGACUGGACGAGAGCUGAAGGCGUAUGCAAAGGCAGGCGCAGUGGCAGAUGAGGUCCUGUCAUCCAUCCGGACUGUUGCAGCCUUCGGUGGGGAGGAAAAAGAAGCUGAGAGGUAACCUUUCACUCUUUAAGAUCAUAAGAAGAUUUUCUGUGAUGCAGAUACUCAUGAAACAUCAAUUCUAUACAGAUAUGACAAAAACCUUGCAGAGGCUCAGACCUGGGGUGUGAAAAAAGGUGCAAUCAUUGGGGUUUUUCAAGGAUACCUGUGGUGCAUCAUUUUCCUUUGUUUCGCCUUGGCCUUUUGGUAUGGAUCUAAGUUGGUCAUAGACACACAAGAGCUGUCUCCUGGUACUCUCAUUCAGGUAAGUUAUGUUCCUUAUGUUUAAUUAACCACACUGUAUAUUACUCAAAGACAACAGCUGUGUUUUAUUUUCAGGUAUUCUUUGGAGUCCUGAUGGCAGCGAUGAACCUGGGCCAGGCCUCGCCCUGUCUGGAGGCCUUUGCUUCAGGUCGUGCUGCAGCAAAGACCAUCUUUGACACAAUUGACCGGGUAAAACCAGAAUGCAAACACAGUCCAACUUUAAAACAGUUUAUUGUAGGAAUAAAUUGUUCCUGGUAAAAUAAAGGUCUGUGCUGUUAUAUUAACAGGAGCCAGAAAUUGAUUGUUUCUCUGAAGAAGGUCACAAAUUGGAGACAGUAAAAGGUGACAUUGAGUUUCAUAAUGUCUCUUUCUUCUACCCAUCACGGCCUGACGUCAAGGUGCAUUUCUACAACAAGGCAGCAUUACUUUGUGUUAGUGUCCCAGUUCUUGAUAUUCAUCUCUUCUUUUGCUACUUUUUCAGAUUUUAGAUGACCUCAGCAUGGAAGUCAAAGCUGGAGAAACCACUGCUUUUGUCGGACCGAGCGGAUCCGGAAAAAGCACCACGAUUCAGCUCAUCCAAAGAUUUUAUGACCCAAAAGGAGGAAUGGUAACGGCCUAAGCUGCAGACAGGACUGAAGACUUCGGAGUCUUCACUUCAUUGUUAUUUAUACUUUUGUUUCUCUCAGGUGACUCUGGAUGGCCAUGACAUUCGUACUCUCAACAUCCAGUGGCUCCGAUCUCUCAUUGGAAUAGUGGAGCAGGAGCCAGUGCUUUUCUCUACAACCAUCGCAGAAAACAUCCGCUUUGGUCGCCCUGGAGUAACAAUGGAGGACAUCAUCCAGGCAACAAAGCAGGCUAAUGCCUACAAUUUCAUCAUGGAUCUACCACAGGUAUGUUUAGACAUAAUGAGAUAAAAGACAAAAGCAUAAAGGUGCAUUCGACUGUGAAAUUAUGAUUCAUUGUGGGUCAGUAUUUAAUGCACCGCUUCUGUUCUGCUAGAAAUUUGAUACUCUGGUUGGAGAAGGUGGAGGUCAGAUGAGUGGGGGACAGAAACAGAGGAUUGCUAUCGCUCGAGCUCUGGUACGAAACCCAAAGAUUCUGCUGUUGGACAUGGCCACGUCUGCGCUGGACAAUGAGAGUGAGGCUGUAGUGCAGCAGGCUCUGGAUCAGGUAGGCCUCUCUCUGACUAAUGACAUCAUGACUGAGAUCACUUUCAUAAUGAAGCUGAGCAACAGAUGUCGCAGAGUAACACUGUUGUAUUACUAUAUGUUCAGGUGCGGAUGGGCAGGACAACAAUUUCCAUAGCUCACCGUCUUUCAACGAUCAGAAAUGCUGAUGUAAUCAUUGGGUUUGAGCACGGACAGGCUGUGGAGAGGGGAACACACAGUGAGCUGUUGGAGAGAGAAGGUGUCUACUUCACCCUGGUCACCCUGCAGAACCAAGACACAUCCAACACAACUAAUGGUAGGAUUCAAAAUAUGCUUCAGAAUGUUUUGGUCCAUUUUUUAGAAAUCUUAUUAAAAUUACUUGAUUCCUAUAGAAAUUACAUACUGUCCCUUUAAAGGCCACAAGUUGGCUUAAUACCUGCACUGAAGCUGUAUCGAUGUUAUUUUUCCUGCUAGAUGAAAUCAGUGAAACUCUUGAUGACUUUAGUAUGAGAGCAAGGAGUGAAAGCCACAGAUCCAGUAAAAGGUAUUUUCUGAAUCAAAAAGACCUCCUCAGAAAACAAUAGCAAGUAUAGGAAUUAAUACUAAUGCACCGCUUUGAAUUCACUUGAUGCUUUCAAUGUAACUCCCAUAGGAGCCUUCGACUGAGAUCUCAGAGCACUUUAUCAUCAAGCAGCCUCAAGAUCCUUUCAAACAUAAUGAUCACACCAGAAACACCGACUUAUGAGGAAAGUGUAGAGGAAGAGGUAGAGCCAGCCCCAGUAGCUCGUAUCCUCAAAUACAACCAGCCAGAAUGGCCCUACAUGCUGCUGGGGUCACUGGGAGCAGCUGUCAAUGGCUCUGUCAAUCCUAUCUAUGCUGUCCUGUUCAGCCAGAUACUUGGGGUCAGUGAUUUGUUUCUCAUAUAUGCUGCCACUGCUGGAGUUGGAUUUACAUUUUAAUAAAAGAGUAAUCUCCAAAAUGCUUGUUUUCGUAGACGUUUGCCAUUCGUGACUUGGAUGAGCAGAGGGCACAGAUCAACGGGAUUUGUAUUCUGUUCUGCGUUGUGGCUGUGAUGAGUGUCUUCUCCCAGUUCUUACAGGUUUGCAUCCUGAUUUGUGAGAUAAUUGUGAUCUACAGACAAUCCAGCUUUAUACAUUCAUGGAUUGACUCUGAUUUAACCUCCAGGGUUAUGCUUUUGCCAAAUCUGGAGAGCUGCUGACUCGACGCCUGAGGAAAGUGGGUUUCCAGGCCAUGCUAAAUCAGGAGAUUGGAUGGUUUGAUAACGCCAUGAACAGUCCUGGAGCUCUGACUACCCGGCUGGCCACUGAUGCAUCCAUGGUGCAGGGGGUGAGUAGCCGAUCCAUAGGUCUGUUUAAACUUUUUUUUUUACACUUUAUUACACAAAAUAACAUAAUUUGUAAUUAUGAAUUAUUUGUCAGGCAACUGGAUCCCAGAUUGGCAUGAUCGUCAACUCACUUACCAACAUUGGAGCAUCUUUCAUCAUUGCUUUCUACUUCAGUUGGAAGUUAACUUUGGUAAUAUUAUGCUUCCUGCCACUCAUCGGCCUGUCCGGGGUUUUCCAAGCCAAAAUGCUGACAGGCUUUGCGACUGAAGAUAAAAACUCCAUGGAGGCAGCAGGUCAGGUAAGCUCCUCCGGACAUUUGCUUCUCAAUCAGAUGGCAGAUAUUUCCUCUUCAGGGUAAGAAACUUAAAUGCUGUUAUGAUGUCCUGUGUCUCAGGAGUGGCUGAAUGCUGAUAUGUUAUUUGGUUGCAUAACACAGUACAUAUAGUAACAGAGGUCUAACACCUCUGCAGGUUCUCUGAACAGACACUAUGAUGGUGUGACCCCGUUAAGGAGUCACAGUCGCAACCUCCUAUCAUGACGAAUGUGAUAUCUACAGGAAAAUACAAAUACAACAUAUAUAAAUACAAAGGCUAUCGUUUAAGAUCCUACUGUGUCCCUCAGGUAUCCAGUGAGGCUCUUGCCAACAUCAGGACCAUCGCUGGCUUGGCCAAAGAGAGCUCAUUCGUGGAUUCAUAUGAGCAAAAACUCGAGCUCCCCUACAAAUCAGCCAGGAAGAGAGCCAACAUUUAUGGCCUUUGUUUUGGUUUCGCCCAGUGUGUUAUCUUCAUGGCAUAUGCUGCAUCCUUCAGAUAUGGAGGCUAUCUGGUUAGCGCUGAGGGUUUGCAGUACGUGAUAGUAUUUAGGUUGGUGAAGCCAGUUAUUUGAAUAAAAUUCUUUAUUCUGAUCCUUUUUUUAAAAUCUAAUUUGUAUUGUGAUGACCAAAGUUAAUCUGGUGUUUCCCUAGGGUUAUUUCUGCAGUUGUUAUCAGCGGGACAGCACUGGGCAGAGCUUCAUCCUUUACUCCAGAUUACGCCAAAGCCAAAACUGCUGCUUCACAGUUUUUCAAACUCAUAGACCGAGUUCCUAAAAUCAGCAUCAGCAAGACAGAUGGAGAGAAAUGGGUUUGUGUUUUUGUUGAACAAUCAAAAUCAUACCUAAUAAGAUGUGAUUGUAUGAACAUGUUACUUUUAAAUGGUUAAUCAUCAUUAUCCCUCUUCAGGAAUCAUUUAAAGGAGAAAUAGAGUUCAUAGACUGCAAGUUCACCUACCCCACUCGUCCAGAUAUCCAGGUGUUGAAGGGCCUGGUUGUGUCAGUGAAACCUGGUCAGACUUUGGCAUUUGUUGGGAGCAGUGGCUGUGGGAAAAGCACCAGUGUUCAACUGCUGGAGAGGUUUUACGACCCUGAUGAUGGCGAAGUGGUACGUGGACAGAUUCAGACAUUGAUUUUACUGCUCCCAAAAUGACUUCAAGCUAUUCCAGGGCCUGUCCUAACUGUGUUAUCUGUCUUUUCCAGUUGAUAGAUGGUCACUCAUCUCACAGGGUUAAUGUGCCCUUCCUGAGAGCUCAGAUCGGGAUUGUGUCCCAGGAGCCGGUGUUGUUUGACUGCAGCAUAGCAGAGAAUAUUCAGUAUGGAGAUAACACUCGUACUGUCAGCAUGGAGGAGAUCAUGGAGGCUUCGAAGAAGGCCUUCCUUCAUGACUUUGUGAUGACACUGCCGGAUGUGAGUGGAAACCAUAACAGAUAAACAGUAUACAUUAGUUCUGAUAUUUACUUUGUAUUUAAGAUACACUUUUUACUCUAAACAAGAAGUAAAGUAGGUAUUGUUGGGAAUCAGUGAACCUUGAAUCAAAGACUUUUCUAAGUCUUCAUUUCCUAUACUCAACUCUUUCCGUUCUUCACUGUUAAUUUUCAAAACUCUUUAAGAAAUAUGAGACCCAGGUUGGCGCCCAGGGCUCCCAGCUGUCAAGAGGACAAAAACAGCGUAUUGCCAUCGCCCGGGCCAUCGUCAGGAACCCAAAGAUCCUGCUCCUUGAUGAAGCUACCUCUGCCCUGGACACAGAGAGUGAAAAGGUAACACAUUUCUAAUAACCACAAAAAUGGAUUGACAUUAUUUCUUAUCUAUUAGUUCAUUCUUUAACAAGAUUCAUAUCCACAUGCACAUUAGAUAGAGAACCUCCAAAUUUCUGAUUUCUGUUUUGAAUUCAGACUGUCCAGUCAGCGCUGGAUGAGGCAAGAAAAGGCCGAACCUGCAUCGUCAUCGCUCACCGGCUGUCCACCAUUCAAACCGCGGACAUCAUCGCAGUGAUGUCUCACGGGGUUGUAAUAGAACAAGGCACACAUGAUACACUCAUGGCCAAGAGAGGGGCCUAUUACAAACUGGUCACAACAGGCGCCCCUAUCAGCUAG